AUGUCCCUCCCCCAUCCCUCACCACUGCCAUCAUUCUGGACCUCCAGUCCGGACACACUGCGCAAUCAUCGAACCACCGACGUGCUACCUGAAACCGCAGAUGUUGUGGUGGUAGGAUCUGGCUACUCUGGUGCCGCCACGACCUAUUUUCUCCUUAGAAAUCCGGAAGCCCGACCGUCGACGGUCAUUCUCGAAGCUCGAGAGGCAUGUUCUGGUGCCUCGGGGCGCAAUGGUGGGCAUCUCAAGCCGGAUCCGCACUUCGCCAUUUCCCGAUGGCAACGAAGAUAUGGUCUCAAAGUCGCCAAAGAGAUGUCCGAAUUCGAGAUGCGACAGGUGUGGGACGUGAAGAAGCUGAUCGAGGGCGAGAAGAUCCGGUGUGAUUUCGAACUCACCAGAGCCAUGGACGUGUUUGUCGACGAGCGAAGCGCAAAGCCCGCCAUCGAGGCGUAUCUGCAACUCCAGCGCUCUGGCUUUGAAUUCUCCCCCGACCUCCAGGUGAUCCUGGAGCCCGAGCGAGCAGAACGUAUCUCGGGCGUCCGUGGAGCGCUUGCGGCAUUUACGUAUACGGCAGGGUCCGUUUGGGUCCUCAAACUCGUCUACCAUCUCCUCCGGCGAUGCCUGGAAUGGGGUGCAAAUCUACAGACCAACACGCCCGCGCUGUCGAUUUCACCUUCACGAGAUAGCGAGGGGUACUAUGCCGUGGAAACGACACGCGGCGUCAUCCGGGCCCGCAAUAUCGUCGUCGCCACAAACGCCCACACUGGCGCGCUCCUCCCAGAAUUUCAAGGGAAAAUCACCCCCGUGCGAGGCGUGGCGGCAAGAAUAGCCAUUCCUGCCGGCAAAGACAAGACCCCCCACCUGAACAAUACGUAUUCGAUCCGGUUUGGCCCCGGAGAGUACGACUAUCUGAUUCCUCGGUCCGAUGGCAGCAUUAUUGUAGGCGGGGCGAAGCAGGUGGUCCUCUCGGACGACAGCAGCUGGCUGGGCAACUCCAACGACUCGGAGCUGAUUCCAGGGGCAGAAGAGUAUUUUACGGGUUAUAUGCAGCGCCAUUUCCGCGGGUGGGAGUCGUCAGACGCUCGAGUAACUCAUCUUUGGACAGGAACGAUGGGCUUCAGUGAAGAUCUGGCCCCCUGGGUUGGCGAGUUGCCUGGAAAGCCGGGCGUCUUUGUGGAAGCAGGCUUCACCGCUCACGGCAUGCCACUGAUCUAUGGCUGCGCCGAAGCCAUCGCAAAACUUGUGCGCGGCGAUAUACAGCAUAUUGGCGACGAGGAUGCGCAAAUUCCGUCACCUUUAUGGAUCACGCCCGCGAGGCUGAACACACAGCUUCGGCUUGCCCGAGAGCAUAUGCUUGGUAACAGGACCAAGGAGUUGGCGAAAUUGUAA
Fonsecaea pedrosoi CBS 271.37 is the source of this 1386-nucleotide messenger RNA. RefSeq lists its product as uncharacterized. The record is from RefSeq and is a predicted model, not a curated record. The transcript has 2 exons. The coding region runs from base 1 to 1386 and encodes 461 amino acids. Gene Ontology annotation, molecular function: oxidoreductase activity. NCBI's taxonomy places the organism in Eukaryota, Fungi, Ascomycota, Eurotiomycetes, Chaetothyriales, Herpotrichiellaceae. Gene Ontology annotation, cellular component: cytoplasm.